GGAGAUUAAUUGAAAGUUGUUACUAAUUUUUUCAACUAACAAUAAAGGUGCUGACACCAAUGCAACCAUAAAUUUGUUUUCUUCUAAUAAUGUGGAUGUUCCUGCCAGGACUAUAUCAUGGCCUAAUAACUACAUUAGGGACUCCAUGUGUGAUUGCGUUUUUGAUAUAUAAAUGGCGUAGAAGGCAUGUAUCUAUGUAUGAUGCUGUAGAAGAAUUUUUGCAAGCCAACAACAACCUCAUGCCAAUAAGGUACUCUUAUUUAGAAAUUAAGAAGAUGACCAAAAGUUUCAAGGACAAAGUGGGUGAAGGAGGCUAUGGCACUGUAUAUAAAGGAACGCUCCGAAGUGGCCGUCUUGUAGCUAUAAAGAUGUUAGGUAAAUCCAAAGCUAAUGGACAAGACUUUAUAAACGAAGUUGCAACUAUUGGAAGAAUUCACCAUGUUAAUGUAGUGCAACUUAUCGGUUUUUGCGUUCAAGGGUCAAGCAGGGCUCUUGUAUAUGAAUUCAUGCCUAAAGGGUCUCUGAAUAAGUACAUUUUUUUGCCAGAAGAAAGUAUUGUCCUAAGCUACAAGAAAAUAUAUGAUAUUGCUAUAGGAGUUGCGCGUGGGAUUGAAUAUUUACAUCAAGGAUGUGACAUGCAAAUUUUGCAUUUUGAUAUUAAGCCUCACAACAUUCUUCUUGAUGAGAAUUUUACUCCUAAAAUUUCGGACUUUGGCCUGGCAAAACUAUAUCCUGUAGAUAAUAGCAUUGUUUCUUUGACUGCAGCCAGAGGGACAUUAGGAUAUAUGGCUCCUGAAUUAUUCUACAAAAAUAUUGGAGGUGUCUCCUACAAAUCUGAUGUUUAUAGUUUUGGAAUGUUAUUGAUGGAAAUGGCGAGCAGAAGAAAGAACAUAAAUUCAUUUGUAGAGCAUUCAAGCCAAAUUUAUUUUCCUACUUGGGUCUAUGACCAAUUGCAUAACGGAAAGGACAUAGAAAUGGAAUAUGCCACAGAGGACGAAAAGGAAAUGAUUAAGAAGAUGAUCAUAGUGGCAUUAUGGUGCAUACAAAUGAAGCCCAGUGAUCGCCCUUCAAUGAGCAAUGUCUUAGAAAUGCUUGAAGGAGAAGUUGAAUGCUUACAAAUGCCUCCAAUGCCCACCAUGUCAUCGCCAGAGAGACCUAUGAUGAAUGCAGGAGAGAAUUCGAAUCAAAGUUGCUCGUCAAUUCAAUCAGAUGAAUCAAAUCAAUCAACUCAAUUUUAAAUGCAAAUUAAUUGAUAUGUUAGUCUUCUGAAUAAUUAGUUUUCUAUUGUGUAUUUAAUAGCACAAAGACAGUUGAUAUUUAUGUUUAGCAAAUAAGAAUUACUUUGAUU
Molecule: messenger RNA, 1348 nt
Organism: Alnus glutinosa
Lineage: Eukaryota; Viridiplantae; Streptophyta; Magnoliopsida; Fagales; Betulaceae
Product: rust resistance kinase Lr10-like
Exons: 1
Coding region: 90-1238 (382 amino acids)
Biological process (GO): protein phosphorylation
Molecular function (GO): protein kinase activity; ATP binding
Source: RefSeq, a predicted model, not a curated record